Messenger RNA from Prorocentrum cordatum, 1071 nucleotides. The record is from the annotation of a GenBank genome assembly. NCBI's taxonomy places the organism in Eukaryota, Dinophyceae, Prorocentrales, Prorocentraceae.
AUGGCGCAGAAGCUGCGGGAGGGCCACGGCCUUGAGAUAGAGAGCGCCGUCAACGACAUGCUCGGCACCAUUGUUGCCUUCGAGAUCUCCCCCCACGUGCUCGGGGUGACGGAGAGCGAGAUCAUCAAGGUGAAGGCGCACUACAAUUGGUCGAUGUACCAGGCCCUGCUCAACGCCACCAAGCAGUCCCUGCGGGCCAUGAAGCUGCGCCUCUCCUCGCACGACCGGCGGGGCCGCGGCGGCCUGCCGCCCGCCUUCUUCGAGGUCGACCUGGAGCUCGAGCCCCUCGGCGUGCGGAUGGUGCCGUCGGUGGAGGACAUCCAGGACGCGAUUAACCGUGGCGCGAACGCCGUCCUGAAGUGCUCCAAGCUCAUCGAGGCAUGGGACACGGUGACGAUCCCCAAGAACGUCCAGCUGCUCCUCAACCCGAACCUGCCGCCGGUCAAGGGCACGGGCUCGCAGGGGCUCUUCUACGACCGUAUCGCCAAGGACAGGGAGAUCCUGAAGGUCGUCCUGCUGCUCACAGGCAGCAUCCAGUCCGCGAAGAGCCAGUGCAGCCAAUACCUCGAGAAGUUCUCGGAGUACCAGUGGUGCUGGAGCUCCAACAUCCAGGAUGACUACAGGAAGUUCAAGGACUCGGGGCCCAGCCUGGACGAGUUCGAGGCGAAGCUGCGCUACUUCGUGCAGGUGGAGGAGCAGGUCGACAGGAUUGGCGGGCAGAGCCAGAUCUCCGCCCUGAUGCUGCUGACGGGCAACCUCUCACGGAGCCUCAAAGAGCUCGCGGUCAAGUGGAAGGAGUCCUACGCGGGCCAGCUUCACAAGGAGGCGUUCUCGAAGCUGGAGGGCGUCAGCGAGAUCGUCAAGUCCACCCGCAAGCGGCUGCUGCGCGAGGUGGGCGACAGCGACAUAGACGCCCUGGCCGACGUGAUGACAACGCUCCAGGACGUGCGCGCCAAGACGAGCGAGAUCGAGCUCGAGUUCACGCCCAUCGAGCACAUGUAUCGCAUCCUGGACGAGCACUUGCCCCACCUCAUGGACAAGGAUUCCGACCGGGCAGCCUGUGGGAUCUAG